Messenger RNA from Venturia canescens, 8306 nucleotides. It is a transcript of the gene Tlk, whose product is annotated as Tousled-like kinase. Gene Ontology annotation, biological process: intracellular signal transduction; peptidyl-serine phosphorylation; chromosome segregation. The transcript is spliced from 17 exons. The record is from RefSeq and is a predicted model, not a curated record. NCBI's taxonomy places the organism in Eukaryota, Metazoa, Arthropoda, Insecta, Hymenoptera, Ichneumonidae. Gene Ontology annotation, molecular function: protein serine/threonine kinase activity; ATP binding. Gene Ontology annotation, cellular component: nucleus. The coding region runs from base 2465 to 5119 and encodes 884 amino acids.
GAGAGAUUCGCGUCGGGUUUAGGCUCUCUUUACUAAAAACACGGUGCAACACCCCUCCUCCUCGUCCUCCUCCUUGCCCCCUACUCCUUCUUCGGGAAACCUUUGAAAUUCGCGUGCCCGACGAAAGAUGCAGGAAAUAAGGAACUUUGGGCCGGUUAGUGAGCGACAGACGCCAUCUUUCGGAUGCCGAGUUUUUCCUCUUUCAUCUUCGCGACAAGAAAAUUGAUAAUAACAAUGAAAGAAGAAUUGAAAUAAAAAAAAGAAGGAAAGUGAGCAAACAAUAAAUGAGUAGCACGGCACCGUUCUUGAAUUACGCGUGUGAUAUUUAAAUAAUACGAUUUAUAUACGUGCACAAUUUAAACACGUAAAAGGAAGAAAAUAAAUCAUCGUCGUUGUGUGAAAAUUGGGGCAAAAUUCAUUCACAAAAGAUAUACGUGUGAUAUCUUUUCUCUUAUUUCUGACACACUAUGGAAAAUUGGAGCUCGGUGUAUACUCCGAUGAAUGGUGGUCAAUGAGACGGAUGAGUAGACGAAGAUACAAAUUUCGAAUUACAAUUGUGUCAAUAAACCCAAAGAUAACUAGAUGAAGAAGAUAAAAGUGUUGUGCUGCUGUUAUUUCAAUUAAUCGUCAACUGUGGAUCUUGAUCGUGAAACGAGAACGUUUUUUUUCCAAUCAUCUCCGAACCGAGAGCAGUGUUAUAAAACAAAAUAACUGUUUAUAUUGAGUGAAAAAAAUCUUAGAUACCACGAAAUAAUAGCGCAAUGAAAGAGAGAGAGAGAGGAAUCAACGGCUGUUUAUAGCAUAGCGAAACAUGGACGGGACGAUUUAGACGAGAUACGCUUGUCGUUGUCGAUCUAUCUAUAUCUUUCUCUCUGUCUGUUCGUGAUGUGGUGCCGUGUAGCGUGAGAAUACAGAGGUUUUUAACACACACAAACACAUAACAUACUGAGACUUUAUAUAUAGGCGUAGUAUUUUCUCUCUUGUGUUUUCGACCGUUCGUGGUUUUCGUGAAAGAGACAACAUCGAGUGCCGUUUUUUUUAAUCCAUGUAUAUAUAUCCCAUUCUUUCUCCCAGAAGGUUUCGAUGAUUCUGGUGACUUGGAUUUUCUUAAUGCCCUUCGGAUAGUGCGAAUAAAAAAGUGGAUAGGAGAUAAAGAGGGAGGAUUUAUUGUGAUCGCUAGAAGGGCUACGCGACGACGGGAGGAGGGGGAGGAGGAGGAACGCCGCAGGGGGGGGAGAAGGAAGAAACACACACGCGUACAAACGUGAGGAAAUAAAAGGAAGGAAAAAAUUGGAAGAGGGAGAGAGAAAUACGAGAAUAGUGCACAAGUGUGUUCAAAAGUCCGCUGCAAACGGCGAGUUUUCUUUGACGACAUGUCAGAAUCGUUUUCUUGUAUUGCUAUCGGUCUUCAUAAUCAAACGAUAAUUUGGUUAAAUUUUGAAGUCGCGCCGGGAAUUCCGUAAAACGAAGUGUAUUUAAAAGACAUUCGAGAGACUUAUCAAAAUCAAACAAAAGUGAAGAUAAAUCAAACGAUAUUAAGGGAAAAACCAAAAAGGAAGAAAAAUCGACCUAUCGAUUCUUUUGACCCUCUCUCAUUCUCUCUCUCUCUCUCUUCCCCCGUGCCCCUCCCAACACGACGUUUCUUAAUGGUCGACAUAUAUGUAUACAUAUACAUAUCUAUAUAUAUAUACUUAUGCUAUGUACGUAUGUAUACAGUGAGAUUUUCUCGUUCAUCAUCUGCUUCUCGCACGGAUGAUUAUAACCUCAAAAGUUUCGGCUAAUCCGCCGCCGCCACCGUCGUUCACAGUACCGCCACCCUCAUUCCCUUUCCCAGUGCAUCGCGAUUUUGUCAUUUGGUAAAUAUCUCCUUUCGAGGUUAUGUUACAGUUUUCCUUCACUUCACCCUUUUUUCCUUCGUUCACCCGAGUUUAUCGACAAGUGCGCGAAUCUUUUAGUGUGUGUCUGUGCUUCGAAGGAGAGGGAGAGAGAGAGAAAAAGAGAGAAAGUGAAUUAUUUUGUGAAUAAAUUGGGUUUUCGAAGCCCGAUAAUUUUUGGAAGAGUAAAACAAUCUCGUACGAGACGUAGACCGAUCUCAAUCGGAUUUUACUGUUUUCAAAAGAUCGAAACAGAGAAGUGCGGCGGAAGAAAAAAAGUGUGACAAGACACCGCAUAAGACAAUUGCGUGUGUGCGUGACCCAUAUUUAAAAAUUGUUUUUCUUUUCUUUUUAACCCUCUUCAAAAAUGUGUUUGCCAUAUUUGAGCAAAAGGAGAGAACCUCUCAAAAUGUACACUCGUGGGAAGGAGAGCCUCGUUGUGACAUAAUAGAGGCUAAAAUAAAAAAAAAUCCUACAAAUAAAACGGUAAAAGGAUUAUCAGUGGUGUUUAUUCAAACAAAAAAACAAGCGUAAUUGAAAAGUUAUUGUAAAACUCAAGUGUCAAGGCCAGUGCAGAUGGAUAAACAGGGAUGACUGAUAAUUGCUGGAAUUCUGGUGGUGGCGCUGGCGUCAAGAUGGAGCAUUUUCAGGCCACCCUGGACCCCAGGAAGCAGGAGUUAUUGGAAGCCCGCUUUCUCGGAGCACGGGGUGGUCAGAACAAUGCGACGAGCAAAAGUGUAACGAUCGCUCUGGCCACGGGAACAGGUCCGAUUGUUAACAACGCUAGUGCCGCGGUGGCGCCACAUUCAGCAUCGAUACCGAGUGUCGCUGCUGUAAGAUGCGGACAGCCAACCGCCGUAGGAAUAGACUGGACACGCCGUGAAAAUUCAACUUCCCGUGAUCAGCGUAAUUCGUCGUCCAGCACCGCCUCGACAAACGUGCAAGGACAGCUAUCAUCUCAGAUGUCUGCUGGAUCACAAAUUCAGAUGGCACCCCAAUCCACGGUAAACUCUGGUCAGUCGGUUCAUAGUCAAGACUCGAACAUGAGCACCGGCUCGUCGCACAGCGACAAAGAAGUUGAUCCUAAUACGCCGGAAAAGGUGCCAAGAACACCUUCCGAGAGAAAGAGAAAGCGAAAAGUGGAUGACGGAGGUGGCAGCGGGCCUGGCAUUGUUGCCAAAGGUGCUCGAUCCGCUGGUACUCUCGAUAAUAAAAAAAUCAACGAGUACUUUCCUAAACACCACGUCGGCAGUAGUCCUAUUAGACACGCCGGCGCUAAGAGCCCAUCCCCUCAAGCCGGUUACCCUAUGUAUCCACCGGCGACACAGCCAUUAAUAUCGCCUCAAGUUACGCCGCCAAAUUCGUCAGUAGCGGAAUUUUCGUCGUUGAUGCAACCACCGCGUACACUCCCGCAACCACCGCCACCCCCGCCACCCACGACUGCCCAACCUGCCGGCUCAAUGGUCAGCAAGCAGGUGCAGGUAAGGCCCACGAACCUCCCUAGGACAAGCCAGGUCAGGCAAGCGAAGACUAACACCCCAAAUACGGAACUCACUUGCCAGAGGAUACAAGAAUUCGAAACUCAGGCAUCGUCAGAUUUGGAACUACGUAAUAAUAAAAUUGACGAACUAAAUAGAACAACCGAAGAACUUAGGCAUCAAAUGGCCAAUCAGCAAAAGGUGAUUGACCAGCACAAAUCCCAUAUAAAUAAGUGUAUAGACGUUGUAAAGAAGUUAUUAAAAGAAAAAUCAAACAUAGAGAAGAAGGAGGCUAGGCAAAAGUGUAUGCAAAAUAGACUGAGGCUCGGUCAGUUUGUAACGCAAAGGGUCGGUGCGACCUUUCAAGAAAAUUGGACCGAUGGUUAUGCCUUUCAAGAAUUAGCCCGAAGACAAGAAGAAAUUACGACCGAACGCGAAGAAAUUGAUAGGCAAAAGAAAUUACUUCUCAAAAAAAGGCCGUCUAACAGCGAAACUGGACGGAAAAGAAGUCAACAAACUCCCUCGCUGCACAAUGGUACCGAGGCUACUUUUUUAAAACCUGAUGCUGUACCCGGCUCUUACACGUCGCAAGAGUAUUACGAAGCUGAUGAAAUACUCAAGCUAAGACACAGCGCUUUGAAGAAGGAGGACGCCGAUCUUCAGCUCGAAAUGGAGAAGCUCGAGAGAGAAAGAAAUCUUCACAUCAGAGAAUUGAAGCGCAUACACAACGAGGACCAAUCAAGAUUCAACUCUCAUCCAGUACUGAAUGAGCGGUAUUUGUUACUCAUGUUGCUAGGGAAAGGCGGCUUUAGCGAGGUCCACAAGGCAUUCGACCUAAAGGAACAGCGUUACGUGGCCUGCAAAGUGCAUCAACUCAAUAAAGACUGGAAAGAAGAUAAAAAAGCCAAUUAUAUAAAGCACGCGUUACGGGAAUACAAUAUACACAAAGCACUGGAUCAUCCACGGGUCGUGAAGUUGUAUGACGUUUUCGAAAUUGACGCAAACUCAUUUUGUACUGUUCUUGAAUACUGUGAUGGUCACGAUUUAGAUUUUUACCUUAAGCAGCAUAAAACAAUACCGGAGAGAGAAGCAAGAUCGAUCGUGAUGCAAGUUGUGUCAGCAUUAAAGUACCUCAAUGAGAUAAAACCACCAGUCAUACAUUACGAUCUGAAACCAGGAAAUAUUUUGCUGACGGAAGGAAAUGUCUGUGGUGAAAUAAAAAUAACGGAUUUCGGUCUGAGUAAAGUUAUGGAUGAGGAGAAUUACAACCCAGAUCAUGGGAUGGAUCUCACGUCUCAAGGGGCCGGUACUUAUUGGUACUUGCCACCCGAAUGUUUUGUAGUUGGUAAAAAUCCCCCGAAAAUCUCGUCAAAAGUUGAUGUCUGGAGCGUUGGAGUCAUAUUUUAUCAGUGCCUGUAUGGCAGAAAGCCCUUCGGUCACAACCAAUCGCAAGCAACAAUACUAGAAGAGAAUAUAAUAUUGAAAGCUACAGAGGUCCAGUUUGCAAACAAACCGACGGUUAGCAACGAAGCAAAGAGUUUUAUACGGAGUUGCUUAGCGUACAGGAAAGAAGAGAGAAUUGACGUAUUGACGCUGGCGCGACACGAGUAUUUACAGCCUCCGGUCCCGAAGCACGGUCGUCAAGCAAACACGCAGCAAAUACAGCAGGCGCAGCAGGCACAGCAGAUACAGCAAGCACAGCAACAGCAACAAACAUCAUUCACGACCGGAAUGUUCAGCGGUAUGAACGCCUCGAGCAGCUCGUAGUGAAAUUUACGGGCUAAAAAAAGGAGAUAAGCCAAAAGACGACAAAGAGAGCAAGAAUGAGAAAAAUUUUGAAGAGGAAUGGAAAAAAAGGAAAUAAUCAGAGAGGAUGCUGAACAGAUUGAAACCGAGAUAUCGAUUUUAUCACAUAAAAUGCCAAAUCUUCAAAGUCCUCGCGCGUUUCAUCUUAAAUCGAAUGAACGAGAAAGAUUGUAAUAUGCGCGCGAGAAAGAGGAAGAGAGAGAGAGAGAGAGAGAGAGAGAGAGAGAGAGAGAGAGAGAGAAAGAAAGACGAACGAGUGAAAAAAUUCGUAUGAUCGAUUGUAAAUAUAUCGAAAGAAGAAAUUUGAAUCACCGAAAUAUCGCCGUCACAAAGUCACCACGAAUCACCGCUAAUUUAAAAAAAUAGUAAUAAUCCUUUCAGGACGUAGUAUGAAGGAAAAACGUAAAUGUAUCAAAGUACAUGUGGCUCUCCUCCUUCUUUCUUUUUAUCUCUCUCCCUUUUUUAGCACGAAUUCACGAGGUGUAACUCGUCGAUUCAAGCACACGAUGUGAGGAAUAAGUAUAGGAAGAAAAAUACAUUGUUUUUUUUUCUUGAAUAUUCAAUUGUAUUAACGUUCCUCGUAUCGACAAAGUGAGCCGACUGAAAAAAAAAAACAAAGCAAAAAAUGUAGUGUUUAAUGAUUCAAGAACAAAGGAAGGAAGAGAAAGAUUGAUGAACGGAGCAAUCACAUCGAUUUUGUGAAUCAAGAGAGCAGCAAGCAAAGAGAUAAUGAGAGAAAUAAAAAUAAAAAUGUGAUAAGUCAUUGUGAAAUAAAAAAAAAAUCUACAGAAUAAAGUGAAAGAAGCAAAGGGAGUACGUGGGGAACUUCUAUUGCACCAAGAACAUGACGAACACUGGAAUUCGAAGUAAUGAGAAAUCACGGAAAGUGAUAAUGAUUGGUCGAGGACGACGCACGACGGAAGAAGAACAAAAACAAUAAAGUAACAAACCCAAGUAACGAAUGUUGCGAGGCCGGAAAUAUUACAACCUCGUCCUGGAGAGCACACGCGAAAAGAGAGGACGAAAUUUAAGAGAGUGAGAGAGAGAAGGAAGAACCUUCAUUUUUCUCUCUCUCUCUCUCUCUUCCAACGAAAUAUCGUCCUAGGAUGUGUUUUCCGAGAGUGCGUGGGUGCAUGUGUGCGUGAGUGAGUAUUUACGUGAGCGUUACGCUGAGCAAAGAGCGCCCGACGAUUUUUUUUAGUCAAAAAGACUUUGCUGCUUUCAAGGAAGAAAGAAAUUGAAAAAAAAAUGAAUUGUGAAUCAGAUAUGAUUAUUGAUGAAAACUGAUGAUAAACAAAAAACGGACUCGUUCCUUUGUGUGUGCGUCUUCUUCUGACUCUUCGGGUGUGCGUGUGAAUGGUUGAUGAAAAAAAAAAAAAAAACAAAAUUAAUAAUAAUAUUAAUCAACCAACCGUGAGAAAAAAACGACACGAUAAAAAGAACGUAACAUGAAGAAAAACAAGGAAAGAAAAAAAACAUAAGUGCGUCGAGACGAUUGUUAUUUACUAGCAUGCGUGUACAUAUUUAUACUAUAUAUAUAUUAUACUAAUAAAAUCCGAUAUAAUAUACAUAUAUAUAUACGCGUAUAUAUAUAUAUAUUAUGGUGUAAAGAGAAGACGAUAAUGAAGAAGAUGAAGAAGAAGAAGCAGAACAGCAUUUGAUCGGAGCGAGGGGGAAGAGAGAAGGAGAAGAACAAACAAACAAAACAUUGGGAGGAGAAUAUGAAUUGUUUUUCUCUGUAAAUGUGAUCUAUCCUCGCAUGAACGCUCGUGCAGAAUUUUGGUAUUCCAUGAAUACUCGAAUCUGACACAUCAUGUUACUUUAUUCGAAUAAUUGAAUAUUAUUACCCUUAUAUCAUGAAUAAUAACGGAUUAACACAUAAAAAAAAAACAACAACAAGGAUCAAUGAAGUAAUUCAGAUUGUUUUGUUUUCUUACUCGGCUACCGGAAAAAUGGUCUAUUUUCUUUUUUUUAGGAACACGAUAAGCCAGGCUAACCCGAGAUUUUUUUUUAGCCUCAUUUAUCUCACGAGAAGUUCGCGCUAAUAAAAAUUUUAUCGGAAAUUCAAUUCCUACAAAUUUGCAUAUCAUGCACGUGAAGUUUCGACGAUUUUUAUAUCGUGUCGCUGCAUCGGACAGGGAAACUUGAAAUUUUGACAAAAUGAAUGUUUCGAACCCCCUUUUUUUCCAAAUAAUAUCGAAAUAUUCUCUUUUUUACUUGUCACGAAUGAAAAGAUUUCUGGAUUGCAUUAGUUUUUCGCUCCUUGUGUCUCGUGUAUCGAAGUUUGAUAAUUAUUAAUUGGGAAUAUGUUCCUGUUGAAAUGGGCUGAGAAUUGAGCUAUUGUUUAUACCGACUGCUCACCAGCGCAAUUUCGUAAAGUUACAGCGUCCCACUAUCGUGAAGAUUCGUGUAGCCGCAACCAUAAUUAACUUGUUCUGUAAAUUUUUUUACGUUGUAGCCAACGAAUGAUGUUUCAAACUUUUAUAACCCUUCUCCUGAAAUUCCCCCUCGCGAAAAGAACCUUCACCAUCGAUAGAUAACAUCCUGAUCAUCCUCCCCUCUUCGAUCGUGGGUUCCACAAAAUUGAAUUAUCAAUAGGCACUCUUUCUUUCGCGUUGUAUUUGUACGAAUUCAAUUCUUUGUUCAAUAUCUUUUUCGUUUUUUUUCCUUUAAUUUAGCAUUAAUAAUUGUACGAACUUGAUUAUCAGUUUUCUUUCUUCACUCAACUUUUUGUUUUAUAUAUGUACGUUAUAUAGAGAUAAUUAUGGAAAUAGAAGACUAAGUUAUUUUAUCAAGUGCCCUUGCUUUGUAUUAUAGUAGACGCGUCUGAUCGAGAGCGAUCGCAGCUUUUCGGAGAUUACAGCCUAGGCAAGAACUCUGCGAGAAGAGAGACGAGAGGAGAAACAAAGAAUAAAAUCAAGUUGUUAAAAACGAUAAUGAGUUUGGAAGUAUGAGAAAAAACACAAACAAACAAAUGGGACGUCGAAAUAGCACACGUGAAAUUGUAAAAGUUGGUAUACAUAUGAAGAAAGGAAGUAAACAAAAAAACAAGAAACAUUGUGGACUGAUGUCUCAAUUGUCAUUGGAGUACCAACGUUUUUUGGCAAGUGUGGUCAGAGGGGAGAAUACAUUACAAGUCUGAACAGUG